AUGGCGCCAAACGAUGAUGACACUGCAGCUGCAAGGCGUCCACUCGGAGACGACAUCGAGGGCGAUAUUAUGAGGUUCUCCGAGUUGGACUUUGCGAGGCUUGGACUGGCAACAGAGCCCAACAAUCACCUCCUUGGUGCUGAUAAGCAGAAUCACUUCCUUCCCCUACAACCGUCCUACCCGGAUCGACAGUCAUCAAACACAAGCUUGUUGACUCCUAAUAUCACAAACUUGGCUUCUCCGGCAGCCCCAGGGGCCCUUCCACCUACAGUGUCCCAGGAUCUAUCCCUCGACUUCCAACCCUUGGAUCCAGCCCUAUCAUCCACAAGCCUCGUGCGAGAUCCCUCACGGUCAGAAAGCAGGGGAAGAUCUGGAAGAUCAACACGGCGCUCGGACUAUGUCAACUUGUAUCAGCAGCCUGGCCUUCUACGACGAAGGAGUCGAUAUCUCCGUCAACAACCUCAAACCCCCACCGAGCCGAUAGCAAUACCCACCCUGAACAAGUCAACAGAUAGUGGUUUGGAUCCUAUGCAAAGAUGGCAAGAUUCGCCACCAGAGGCCGAGGCGGCAUCUCUAUCCGCCAUAGUCGAUGCGCUGGAAAAGACACCACUGCGGAGUCGCUCUUCGGCUGGAAGCCCCGGCAGCCAACACUUUGGCAGUCGAGCUGCCUCGACAGUCAGUUUCGGAAGCGGAACAAGCUACUCUUCAGCUUCCGUUGCAUCCGCCAGCUCUAUAACCCACCGAAACCCACCCCGCGGACGAGUUACAAAACGAACGAGAACGCGGGUUGCAAAGGGCAAAGAACCGGGAAAGAGAGUCUUUCCUUGCACCUUCUGCUGCGAUUCUUUCAAGAGCAACCGCAAGGACCAUCUCGUCCAGCAUCUGAGGCUUGUUCAUCACGUUCAGACGAUGCCAAUCAUCGAUUCGUGGAAAGUGGAAGGACCAACUGUAUCAUCGAGAUGUGGCUUUUGCAGUAUCCAACUGCAUACUUGGCAAGAACGUGUCGAUCACCUCACAAAGCAUUUCCGAGCUGGAGCAACUAUGGAUAGCUGGAAAGGGGAGCAUUGCUUCGAGCCUUCUAUUGCUGCCCAGGUCACCAACGCCAUACCACCGUACCUCAUCGCAGCCGAGUCUCGAGCUCUAGUGCCGUUCUCUAGCACUGAUCCAGGGACCAAGGACCACCUGUCUCAGAUCAAGCAUGCAACUCAACAGAGCUUAGGGCAGUGGGAAGAUGGAGGUGCUAUGGCAAUAAGUGGCUCGGAACCAUCCCCUCAGUCAAGCACCCAGCAACGUUCAUUAGAUGGCAUCCACGAAAGUGCACCACCGAUGAUGUACCCCGACGUUCUUGCUCUACAUCUCGGUCGCUACGCCCAAGAAAAGAUGAAGCUCGGCAUUAUUCCAACAGACAGGAUGUUUCAGGAAGAGGCGAGGAGGAUCAUGUUUGACUCGGUUGACCCGUGGGAUCAAACCAUCGCCGACAACGAUGACUGGCUGUCAUGCUUUCGCAGUCGCCAUCUAAGGGAUGCUUCAGGCAGUGGAGAGAAUUCGGCGUCCUAG
This is a messenger RNA of Fusarium keratoplasticum, 1557 nucleotides long. Its product is annotated as C2H2-type domain-containing protein. The record is from RefSeq and is a predicted model, not a curated record. Lineage: Eukaryota; Fungi; Ascomycota; Sordariomycetes; Hypocreales; Nectriaceae. The transcript has 3 exons. Bases 1 to 1557 code for a protein of 518 amino acids.